This is a messenger RNA of Colletotrichum acutatum, 332 nucleotides long. RefSeq lists its product as uncharacterized. The record is from RefSeq and is a predicted model, not a curated record. The transcript has a single exon. Lineage: Eukaryota; Fungi; Ascomycota; Sordariomycetes; Glomerellales; Glomerellaceae. Bases 41 to 202 code for a protein of 53 amino acids.
GGUUAAUCAUCAACAUCACUCAUAUUCGCCGAAGCUUAAAAUGACGCAGGUACACAUCAUCUUUCUAUCAGGCUACAUAAUAUAUUCAUGCAAAGCGGAAAUAAAUCAACAAUGGCAAGAGGACUUUGCUAAAAUCAAGUCUUGGUACUAUUUACUUUUAUAUACAAAUGGCAAGUUUCCACACUUAGAAGUAUACACAUAAAAGAGCAUAUCCACAUAUCUAGAAGCUGUGGUGAGCGCGACGGAAACGCUGCAGACGUUCGAGGCGCUUGACAGAACGCUUGCAACCAGUCGAGCCAGAGCCAGAGCCAGAGCCGGAGCCAGAGCCGGAG